UCUCGCUAUCCCAGCAAAGCCCAGAGUGGAGACACAACGGCUCCUGAGGCUCCCGAUUCAGUUCUUUGAGUGAUUCAUCACUGUGACCCCCAAAGUGUCUAACAGAGCAGGUGCUUGGUGGUCUGAGGAUACCAUGACGGUCACAGUGGUAUAUGAUAACUCUGAGGCAACGGAGCUCUGUGCUGCCCAGCACCUCUACCUCAAGCCCAUAGCAAAAUUGAUGAUCAAUGUAUUGCUCCCUGAAAGUAUAGAGCCUGUGAGGCCCUUCUCUAACUGGGAAGUUCUUGACCAACUAAAGAGUCUCAUUUGCCCUGACCAGUUCACCACAGUUCGGCUCUCUAAAAGUACAAAGGACUUCAUUCGAUUUGAGGGUGAGGCUGAAACCCGAAGCUUGGUUCAGAUCCUGAAGGCAAAGUUACAUGGGAAGAUCAUCAAGCUAAAUGGUUUGAAAACAGACUUAAAAGUAGUGGCUACAGAUGCUCAGGGAGAGUGGGAACACUUCCCUAAGGAAAAAGAGCCCUUACUAAGUGAUGGAACUGAAGAGCAGAACCAUGAUAAGAGCCCAGAUUCCAUAUAUUUUGAAGGCUUACCCUGUAAAUGGUUUGCACCUAAAGGUUCCAGUGGGGAGAAGCCAUGUGAGGAGAUCCUUCGGGUAGUCUUUGAAAGUUUUGGGAAAAUCAAGAACGUGGAUAUCCCUAUGCUUGACCCCUACAGAGAAGUGAUGACUGGUGGGAGCUUUGGGAGUUUUAGCUUUGGUCUGCAAACGUUCGAAGCCUUUAUCCAGUACCAAGAGUCAACAGACUUUAUAAAAGCCAUGGAGUCUCUUCGAGGAAUGAAGCUGAUGCUUAAGGGAGAUGAUGGGAAAGCUCUGGCAUGUAACAUCAAGGUUAUGUUUGAUACAACCCAACACUUCAGUGAAGGAGCUAUAAGGAGAAGAAACCAGGAAAGGCUAAAAUUACAGCAGCUGGAGGAAGAAAGAAAGAAAGAGAAGAGAAGAGAAGAGGAAGUAGCUGAAAGAAAAAGACGAGAUGAGAGGAAAGCCCAGGAAAAGAGGAAGAAGGCCAGGGUCAGGAAGAGAGCUGUGAAGGAAAAAGGAAGCCACCGACAGAGGAAGCAGAAGGUGAAAACCAAAACUGAGGUGCCUCGGGAGCUGGACUCUUCAGAAGAGUGGGAGGAAAGGAAGUACCUGCUGGCUCAGAGGCGGGUGGAGGCUCUUCGUUUGCUCCAUGUCCUCCUGAGGAAAAUUUCAGGAUCCAUGCAGUUUUGCCAACAAGAGAUUGAUGUUACAGGCCCCGAAGCUAAUCAUACUCCAGGGGACACACUGCAGACUUGGAAAGAAGAAAAGUUAAACCCUCAUCAUCUCCCAAAUCAAGAAGAAAUGCCAGAAUAUCAGGUUGCUAAAUCUGACAGUAAACAAAAACGAAAAAUGAGGAAAAGAACUAAGGUUCACUUACAUAAAUCUUCCCAUUGUCUUGGGGGGAAGAAAUUAAGAUACUCAACUAGAAAAGAGAAAACAGGAAAAUUAUUAACAGAUAAACACAACUAUAAUUUUGUCUCUAACCAGAAUUCCUCGCAGAUCACAAUGAUUCAAGGUCAGUCUCUUGAAAAAGAGGAACACCCCGGUUCUCCUAAAUCCUCUUCUUCGAGGUUCUCUGAGAGAGACCAUGACAGGAAACAGAAGAUCUAUGAAACUGAUGAGUUUAUUGACUAUUUAUUAAAUUAUUAUCAGACUCCGAAAUACGCUCGUAUCUGCCUAGAAGCAAGUCACAUGGCAAGUACAUGUCAGUGGCAGAGGGAUGUCCGUGUUAAAGGGAAUGGCUUUCAGAUCAGUUUGAGAAAAUAUAGGCCUCCCUCAACCAAUUUGAGCCAAGUGGAAAGCCUGGGAAGGAGAGAACAGGUACAGGAAGAUGAUUACUGGUCAGUGGAAUGCAUGCAGGUUCCUGAGCACAAAUCACAAAAGAGAGAAAAAGUGGACUAUACCAAAGAAAGUACUAAGAGUUUUAAAAAUGAUUGUGAGGAUACAGACAGUGAAGCUUGUGGUCAGCUAUCCCCAACUGAUGAUAAAUGGGAUCUCUUGGAAAAGACUCAUGCUCAUCAUUCCAGUGAUUCUAAUUCCACAAGGGGCCACGAAGUUUCUUCACCUUUCAGGUCAGUAGACUUAGAUCUGCAGUUGACAGAUUUCUUAGAGGAAAUUAGCAGCAAUUCUGAGUGCUUCAGUGAAACUCAUAACAUAAAUGAAAAGGAGAAAGAGGACUCCAUGGCUAUACAUCAUAGUUCCCCUAAAGGAGGAACUCUUGAUAAUGAUGAAAUCAUCCCUUGCAAGCAAAAAUCUAGGUCAAGCCAGCAGACCUUGCAUUCAGAGUGGAAACAUGAGGAAAAAUCCUCUAAAUACAAGCUUCGGACACCAGACAAGAGGUCUAAGUAUGAACCGAGAUGUUCAUGGCUCAAGGAUAAAAGCAGUUCCAUUAGAGAUGAGAAGAACAACAACAAAAAGAAGAGAAAAGUAGCUACAUCUAGCUACAUGUUCAAUGAAGGCUACUACCAUGAGUCCAGUUCCAGUGAUGAACUAGAAGAAAUUACAAGGAAGAGGAGGAGAGUUAGGGGUAGCACGAUGGACCACAAGGUGAACUAUAAACCCUCUCAUGUGCCAAUAACAUCAUCAAAAAGUGCUCAUGCUUUCUGCUUGGGAUAUUUUCCCAAAAGAAGAGAAAGUUCUUGGAAGUCAGAGUAUAACCAGGGUGCAAGAAAGCUAAGAAAACAUGAGAAUUCUAAAGAUUUCAUGCUCAGUUCUGGUAAUUAUUAUAUUAGACAUAACAGUCACGAGCACAUUGAUUAUGGAAGCUAUUUAGGAAACAACUAUACUAGCUCUUUAUAUUUUCAUAUGUUUUGAUGGCCAAUUUGAUCAGGAACACCUGUAUUUACAAUAAACAAAUCAUAAACAGAAAAAUUUAAAACCAAAUAUAGCUAUGUAGUUAGCUACUACAGAGCAAGAGCUUGCGCAGGGUCAAAUGCAAAACCUUGCCAAAGUUUAAAGCAUAGAUCAAAGUGACUGCAGGUGUGCUGGCAAGCUUCAGAAAUAUAAAACCUCCAGGUUCUGAAGCUUGGUAAAACAAUGUACUUGCAAAACUUCAAGAAUAAACUUUUUUUAAACAGCUUUAAUUUGGUGCCAGCAAAGGAGCAGAUUAACAUUGAGGUAGCCCUCUGUGGUUCUUUAGCUGUCACAUGAUCAUCAUUAUUCAUCUCCAAAAAUGACAGUAGUGAAUGAAUUAAGGAUCCUUUUGCAUGUUGUUUGAUUUGGUCAGAAAUAGCACAUGCAGUAAAAUACUUUUUUGACUUUUGUUUAGUAAUUGUAGAUAGAAAGAUAACAGCUAGAAUAUGGAACAGACAUCUUUAUGACCUUAAAGAAUUUCAUGAACACUGACCAGAAGUAAAUUAGUCUUGAUGUAUUCAUAGUAGUCAGAGAAUUGUCCUUUUAGAGACAGAGUUUUAGAGGCAUCUGAAAGGGACUAGGCCUGUCCUUUGAGGUUUAAACGGUCACGGUCUCAUUAGUAGAGUUUUCAAAAAUUAU
Messenger RNA from Octodon degus (degu), 3568 nucleotides. RefSeq names its product A-kinase anchor protein 17B. Gene Ontology annotation, molecular function: RNA binding. Lineage: Eukaryota; Metazoa; Chordata; Mammalia; Rodentia; Octodontidae. The record is from RefSeq and is a predicted model, not a curated record. The coding region runs from base 134 to 2890 and encodes 918 amino acids. The transcript is spliced from 6 exons.